Molecule: messenger RNA, 3054 nt
Organism: Salarias fasciatus (jewelled blenny)
Lineage: Eukaryota; Metazoa; Chordata; Actinopteri; Blenniiformes; Blenniidae
Gene: mtnr1bb
Product: melatonin receptor 1Bb
Exons: 4
Coding region: 729-1823 (364 amino acids)
Biological process (GO): G protein-coupled receptor signaling pathway
Cellular component (GO): plasma membrane
Molecular function (GO): melatonin receptor activity
Source: RefSeq, a predicted model, not a curated record
UCCCCACUCUGUGGAUUUCUCCACAUCCUGAUGUGCGCCUGACUGAGGGCAUCGCUCAUAUUUGUUACAGCGCUGCCUCGCCAAGCACAGCGAUUGCGGCGUAUUUCAGAGCAUGGCAAGGGCAUCAGGAAUGGUUAGGAAAGACAGUUUGUUUCUCCGUUUGCUCAGAGGAUAGCAAAUUGAAUCAGGAGAAAUCCCGAGGCGGUACAAUGGUUUGACAUUUUAAAGAGAAAUCGCCUUUUUAUUUUCCUCCUCCAACGUGGGCGCACGCAGACGGUGAGAGUUAGAGAUGCCAACGAGCAAGCAAAGGACACCAGGAAGAUGAAGAUAUGAAUUAUGAGGGAUGUGUAUUUUUUUUUAUUCUUCUUUUUUUUAGUUUGCUUUUAGAUUUUUCUGUCUAAACGACAAGUAAUUUACAUUCCCCGCCAGGCAGGAGGUGUGGCAGAGUCGCGUGUCCGAGCGUUCGGCGGCACAUGGAUGGAUGGAUGACUUUUGCAAGAAGAUCUUGAGAGAGUCGGGAGUCGGUGUAACUUUAUAUGUGCAUUUCACACGUCAUUAGGACUAAUCGAUGACUCAUUUCAUCGCCUUUAAGUAGCGGACUUUACGCGCGCUCGCGGAACUCGUCGGGGUGCGCUCCAUGAUUCGUUCGGGACACGCCGGUACCGACGGUACCUGCGGGACAUAAUACACGGCUGGGACUCGGAAGCAGCUUCGGCUGUGGGCCAGUGAUGCCGGACGCGUUAGCACUCAUAAAGAACCGGACAGAGCCGAGGUUGGGCCAGCUGGAGCGCACCCUGGCCACGGAGGGGAGCGCCCGCCCCGCCUGGGUCAUAGCCAUCCUGGCCAGUGUUUUGAUCUUCACCACGGUGGUGGAUGUGCUGGGAAACCUGCUGGUUAUCAUCUCCGUCUUCAGGAACCGUAAGCUGAGAAACUCCGGUAAUGUGUUCGUGGUGAGCCUGGCAUUUGCUGACCUGGUGGUCGCCUUCUACCCCUACCCCCUUGUUCUCUAUGCUCUCUUCCAUGACGGAUGGGCGCUGGGAGACACACAAUGCAUGAUCAGCGGUUUCCUUAUGGGGCUGAGUGUCAUCGGCUCCAUCUUCAACAUCACCGGGAUUGCAGUGAACAGAUACUGCUACAUCUGUCACUCCUUCUCUUACAGUCGGCUGUACAGCUAUCGCAACACUUUGAUGUUUGUUGCCUUAAUCUGGCUGCUCACAAUAGUGGCCAUCGUGCCCAAUUUCUUCGUUGGCUCCCUGCGCUAUGACCCACGGGUCUACUCAUGCACCUUCGCCCAGAAUGUCAGCAGUUCCUACACAGUGGCGGUCGUAGUGGUUCACUUCCUGGUUCCCAUCGCAGUGGUUACCUUCUGUUAUCUACGCAUUUGGGUGCUAGUGAUUCAGGUGCGACGCAAGGUGAAGACCGACGAGAGCCCACGACUCAGACCAAGCGACUUGAGGAAUUUCAUCACUAUGUUUGUGGUAUUUGUGCUGUUUGCCAUCUGCUGGGCGCCACUUAACCUGAUUGGCUUGGCAGUGGCGAUAGAUCCGUCCCGCGUGGGCCCCCAUAUCCCGGAGUGGCUCUUUGUGGUGAGCUACUUCAUGGCCUACUUCAACAGCUGCUUGAACGCCAUCAUCUACGGCUUGCUCAAUAGGAAUUUCAGGAACGAGUACAAACGCAUCGUCACCUCGGUCUGGGUGACUCGGCUCUUUGUGACAGAGACUUCGCGCGCCGCCACAGACGGCAGGAGCAUGAGGAGCAAGCAGUCGCCGCCUCCGCCGCUGAACAACAACGAGUCAGGCAGAGAUCGCGUAAACAAAGAAUGAAAUCGGGAUUCUUGAGCCUGUUAUAUGGUAAUUCCUGUUUUUAUGUGAUAUCCAGGCAGUUGUGCAGCUAAAGAGUAAUAAAUAACACAUGAAACUGAAGGACAUGGCUUUGUUUUCUGGUAGUUUACAGUAGAAUCAUGCAUAUUCAUGUAAUUAUUACACUGUGUUUUCUGAACAUUUAUUAUUCGUAAGAUUAGUUCAGGAAUUUUUAAAGCGCAAAAUGUUUUUUCAAAUUGCGAUUUACAUUCAGAGAGCACAGACUUAAAAGGCGUUGCUCUGUCCUGGGAGAACUGAUCCAUGUUUUGCAGUUUCAUGUUGUUAUUACUCUAACAAUCUGAAUGGUACAUUAAUAUUACAUGAAAAAAAAAAAGUGAUAUCCUUUAAUGUCUGCUGCCGUAGACUCUUAGACAUAUUUCACAAAACUGGGAAACCACUGGCAAACAUGCACCUCUCCUUAGUAACUUCAAAAGCCUCAAAGAAAACGACUCGCCUCACUGGAAUGCUUGCAGAAGAGGAGAUAAUGCCUGUCUGCUUAUGAUAUACAGUAAAUGUUUGAUAGAUUUUUAUGUGACGGUAAUAAAAAUGAGUCAUAUUCAUAUACUAAGCCUAAAUGCUGCAGAAGCAGACAUUUCAUACUGCCUGGUCUGACCUUCUUGCACUGUAAAGAAUGAAAAAACAGAAACUUAGUAAUAAACUUAGCAAAUCAAUUCAGGAUAUUAAUUCACCGGUGAGAGAGUUGGAUGAAGCUGUCGGAAAACUGGCACCUAACCCUGAGAAAUGUGCCGAUGAACAUGUCGGUUUUCGUUUCUGAAAGUCCCACAGUACGCAGGCAUGUGAUGAGGCAUGUAGAGGACACCUACAGGUUGAAGCGUUGCUGUAACAAAACAACACAGCAGGUUGAUUUUCACUGACUCUCAUCAGGCCAUUACAAAAGCAUAAGCUGUGAUGGAUUGGCGACCUGCCCGUGGUGUAUCCCAGUCAGCCGGGAUCAGCUCCAGCUACCCACAGCACUACGUGGGCUAAAGUGGCUGUAAUACAUGGAUGGAUGAAUGGAUUUAAGCACUUGUGAUUUAAGAAAGAAAUAAGGCAACUGUGCUGUCACGGCUUCAAUAAUGAACACAUAACUGCUACAAGACUCCUUGUAAAACGUUGUAGCUUUGGUUUAAGUAACUAUUCGAGCUUCAUGUGUGAUUGCGUUUAUAUCAUCACAUGCAUGAGGAGUGAUUUAGUU